AUGGAGUACCGCAAUCAGACUUCUGCUCAAGAGUUUAUCUUCUCAGCUUUCCCUAAUUCUUGGGGAAAAUCUGUCGGCUGCUUCAUUCCACUGCUCUUCAUCUAUUCUUUCAUUGUUGUUGGAAACCUGGUUAUCAUCACCGUGGUCCAGCUGAAUUCCCACCUCCACACGCCCAUGUACUUGUUCAUCAGUGCCCUUUCAUUCCUGGAGAUUUGGUAUACCACAGCCACCAUCCCGACGAUGCUUGCCAGCCUGCUUAGUGAAAGACGAAGCAUUUCCUUAAACGGUUGUCUCCUGCAGAUGUUCGUCUUCCAUUCCACGGGCAUCAGUGAAGUUUGUCUCUUGACCGCUAUGGCCUUCGACCGCUACCUAGCCAUCUGCAGCCCUCUUCGUUACCCCACUAUCAUGACCCCUAAGCUGUGUGCCCAAUUGACUUUAGGUUGCUGCGUGUGUGGCUGUAUCACACCCCUCCCUGAGAUCGCCUGGAUCGCCACGCUGCCUUUCUGUGGCUCCAAUCACCUGGAGCACAUCUUCUGUGACUUCCUCCCUUUGCUGCGCCUGGCGUGCACAGACACCCAUACCAUCAUCAUGAUCCAGGUGGUGGAUAUUGUCCACGCCGCAGAGAUUAUUACCGCCGUGAUGCUCAUUUUCCUGUCGUACGCUGGCAUUGUGGCUGUGAUUCUUCGGAUUCGUUCCGCGGAAGGCCGCCGCAAAGCCUUUUCCACCUGUGUCUCCCACCUCACCGUCUUUCUGUUGUUCUUCGGCAAUGUGGCACUCAUGUACCUCCGCUUCUCCGCCACCUAUUCUUUGUUCUGGGAUACAGCGAUUGCCCUGGGCUUUGCGGUUCUGUCUCCCUUCUUCAAUCCCAUCAUCUAUAGUCUGAGAAAUAAAGAGAUAAAAGAAGCUAUAAGGAAACACAUAGGUCAAGUGAAGAUGUUUUUUUCAUAA
Messenger RNA from Perognathus longimembris pacificus (Pacific pocket mouse), 948 nucleotides. Its product is annotated as olfactory receptor 6K2-like. Gene Ontology annotation, cellular component: membrane. Bases 1 to 948 code for a protein of 315 amino acids. Gene Ontology annotation, molecular function: olfactory receptor activity; G protein-coupled receptor activity. Gene Ontology annotation, biological process: G protein-coupled receptor signaling pathway. NCBI's taxonomy places the organism in Eukaryota, Metazoa, Chordata, Mammalia, Rodentia, Heteromyidae. The record is from RefSeq and is a predicted model, not a curated record. The transcript has a single exon.